AUGGGGAAAGUUCCCGCACCCCAGACAGCUCUCUUCCUGCUCUCACUCAUCAUCUACUUGGUGACUGUGGUUGGGAAUAUCUUCAUUGUUGUGCGGGUGGUGGCAGGGCAGCAUCUGCACACCCCCAUGUACUUCUUCCUGGGCAAUCUCUCCUCCUUGGAGAGCUUCUACAGCUCCACCAUCCUGCCCUGGCUGCUGGCCAGCUUCCUGACUGGGGACAGGACCAUCUCUGCUCACGGCUGCGUGGCUCAGUUCUAUUUCUUUGCCACUUUUGCAACUACUGACCGUUACCUGCUGGCAGCCAUGUCCUAUGAUCGGUACUUGGCCAUAUGCCAGCCCCUGCUCUACGCAAGCCUCAUGACCUGGAAGGUAUGUCUACAGCUGGUGGCUGGGUCUUGGCUGCUGGGAUUGCUGUUCUCCUCGGUACUUACUUCUCUCUUGCCCCAGUUACAGUUCUGUGGCCCCUGGACAAUCGACCCCUUCUUCUGUGACUUCACCCCAUUGCUGGAGCUUGCCUGCAGUGACACUAGCAUGGCCACACUUGUUGCUUUCAUAUUUGGCUUCUUCAAUAUGGUCUUCCUCUUCCUCUUUACACUGGCCUCCUAUAUGUGCAUCACAGAUGCCAUCCUGAGGAUCCCAUCCAACGUGGGCAGGCAGAUGGCCUUCUCUACCUGCUCCUCUCACCUCACCGUUGUUGCCAUAUUCUAUGGCUCCCUCUUUGCUGUCUAUGUCCUGCCCAGAACAGCCCCGCUGCAGCACCUCAGCAAAGUGUUCUUCUUCUUCUACACUGUCCUCACGGCCCUAGUCAACCCCCUCAUCUACAGCCUGAGGAACAGGGAG
Molecule: messenger RNA, 840 nt
Organism: Balearica regulorum gibbericeps (East African grey crowned-crane)
Lineage: Eukaryota; Metazoa; Chordata; Aves; Gruiformes; Gruidae
Product: olfactory receptor OR9H1-like
Biological process (GO): G protein-coupled receptor signaling pathway
Cellular component (GO): membrane
Molecular function (GO): olfactory receptor activity; G protein-coupled receptor activity
Source: RefSeq, a predicted model, not a curated record